Messenger RNA from Ictalurus punctatus (channel catfish), 2889 nucleotides. RefSeq names its product serine/threonine kinase 38b (gene stk38b). The transcript has 14 exons. Lineage: Eukaryota; Metazoa; Chordata; Actinopteri; Siluriformes; Ictaluridae. Gene Ontology annotation, molecular function: protein serine/threonine kinase activity; ATP binding. Gene Ontology annotation, biological process: intracellular signal transduction; peptidyl-serine phosphorylation. Bases 422 to 1822 code for a protein of 466 amino acids. The record is from RefSeq and is a predicted model, not a curated record.
GUGAGAGAGAGAGAGAGAGAGAGAGGUGUUUGUGGGUAGUUUUAGAAGAAGGGAGGGGCAUUUUUACGUAUUUCGGCCGAAACUCGUCAUUUUUGUCGGAGACUCCGAAUUUCUUCAUUCUGACUUUCACUCCAUUAAACACCUUCACGACUUUUUAUUGUAUACAACAGCGCGGUUUCAUUUCUGAACACACACACUGGAGAGACUGGUCAGGGAACUUCUCAACGUGUGUGCGUGUGUGUGUGUGUGUGUGUGAGAGAGAGAGAGAGAGAGAGAGAGAGAGAGAGAGAGAGAGAGAGAGAGACUCUGUGCUGUGUGUGUGUGUGUGUGUGUGUUUGUCGACGUGAAGUUGGCGGAGAAGAACAAAAGCAUCGCGGGAAGCGUUAAAGAAAAGAGCUGAACUUUCCAACCGCAGGUAGACAUGGCGAUGCGAGGCCACACCUCCGGGUCAUUAAUGAGUAAUCACACGAAGGAGAGAGUGACCAUGGCCAAGGUAACUCUGGAGAACUUCUACAGUACACUGAUCACACAGCACGAGGAGAGAGAGAUGAGGCAGCAAAAACUGGAGAAAGUGAUGGAUGAAGAGGGACUUCCUGAUGAAGAGAAACGAGUGAGACGUUCUCAGCAUGCAAAGAAAGAGACGGAUUUCCUGCGCUUGAAGAGGACAAGGCUUGGUUUGGAUGACUUUGAGUCACUGAAAGUGAUCGGACGAGGAGCAUUUGGAGAGGUGCGUCUAGUGCAAAAGAAGGACACGGGUCAUGUUUACGCCAUGAAGAUCCUGCGAAAAGCCGACAUGUUGGAAAAAGAACAGGUGGCUCAUAUCCGUGCAGAGAGAGAUAUACUGGUUCAGGCAGACAGUCUGUGGGCGGUGAAGAUGUUUUACAGUUUCCAAGAUAAACAGAAUCUGUACCUGCUCAUGGAGUUCCUGCCUGGAGGUGACAUGAUGACACUACUGAUGAAGAAGGACACUCUGACGGAGGAGGAGACACAGUUCUAUGUGGCUGAAACGGUUCUGGCCAUUGACUCCAUCCACCAGCUCGGCUUCAUCCACCGAGACAUCAAACCUGAUAACCUACUGCUCGACUCAAAGGGUCAUGUUAAACUCUCUGAUUUCGGACUGUGUACUGGACUUAAGAAAGCUCAUCGUACAGAGUUCUACAGAAACCUGAGCCACAGCCUCAACACUGACUUUACCUCUCAGAACAUGAACUCUAAGAGGAAAGCAGAAACAUGGAAACGCAAUAGGAGGCAGCUGGCGUUUUCCACAGUGGGAACGCCAGACUACAUCGCUCCAGAGGUGUUUAUGCAGACAGGCUAUAACAAGCUCUGUGAUUGGUGGAGUCUGGGCGUGAUUAUGUACGAGAUGCUGAUUGGAUAUCCACCCUUUUGCUCAGAGACUCCUCAGGAGACGUAUAAAAAGGUGAUGAACUGGAAGGAGACGCUGGUUUUCCCCCCUGAGGUACCGAUCUCCGACAGAGCCAAACACCUCAUCCUCAGGUUCUGUUGUGAAGCAGAUCACCGUAUCGGAGCUGCAGGAGUUGAGGAGAUCAAGAGGAACCCGUUCUUCGAGGGAGUUGAUUACGAUCACAUCAGAGAGAGACCAGCGGCGAUCCCCAUUGAAAUCAAGAGCAUUGAUGACACAUCAAACUUUGACGAGUUUCCUGAAUCAGACAUCCUGCAGCCUGCUGGAGCAGGCAGUAGUCAUGCGGAGUCGAACUAUAAGAAUAAGGACUGGGUUUUCAUCAACUACACGUAUAAGAGGUUUGAGGGUCUGACAGCGCGGGGGGCGAUCCCGUCCUACAUGAAGGGAGGGAAGAGAUGAGUGCAGGCACACACCUGUCUAUGGGUCUUCAUGCUAUCCCAUAAUCCCCUGCUGCCACACCUACAGAAUGCUGUGUUUCUGUUGGCUGAGAGCAGGAGGGACCAUCCUUUAUUUAUUUAAUUUUUUUACAAACCCCGCCUCCCGCACUAUAAUUGGCUGCUCACAGGCUCACAUCGUUCAGGUUGCUGUAGCAACCAAAGUUAAAACACCAGACGUACAGAAACAUCGGAGAUUGAUUUCACCUUCAUCUGUCAGACAAUGCCUUCUGGUAUUCUGUGAUUAAUUUCCACAUGUUUCACUCUCAGCCAAUCAGAAUCCAGGGUUCCUGGUUACCAUGGUGAUGCCAUACCUGUACAUUCAGGGUUCUAGAAUUGAUGAUUCAGGAACAACAUAAAAACACAGCAGCUGUUGAUUAAAGACCACACACACGCGCACACACACCUACACACAUCUACAUGCACACACAGACACUUACACACAUCUACACACACACACCUACACACAUCUAGACGCACACAUCUACAUACACUCACACACACACAUACACUACACGCACACCUACACUCACUCAUACACAUUCACACACACAGUUUUCACUAUAAGCUCAUUCAAAUGUAUAUAGAGUCAUAUAGCCUGCAUUUUUGCUAAAUCUAUUUUUGUAUCAAACACACACACACACGUACACACACACACACAGGUCUAAUGCUCAAGCAAUAUUCCAUUGUCAAUGUCUUGUCAUCAGUGGUGUCUUUAAUCUUAUUUUAUUUUAUUUGUUAUUCUACUUUAUUAUAAUCACCUUGUUUUGUUUUUCUUUAUAUGGUUGCCAUGACAACAGAAUGCUGUUUCUGAUAUUGCUUAUUAUCGUUAUUUAUUGGUGUGUAUAUUGUGUUUAUAUUUUGCUGUGAUAUAAGAUGUGUAGAUGGUACGAGCUGAAUGGGAGACACACACACACACACACACACUUUUUUUUGUUCCAUCUUUAAAUACAAAAUACAAUACACACAAAUACAGUGUGUGUGAUUCUAUGUAGAAAUCAUAUAAUAAAGCCACUCAGUCGUGAUGUUUGA